AUGCCUACAUCCCGCCACGUAUUCUUGCUUCUGCUCACCCCGCAAUUUGCUCAUGAAUGCAUCAUACAUAUGCAUCAUGCGUCACCCCGACGCGGACGCUGCUGUCAGCCCAGCGCACACACCAGCAUCCGUGCCGGCGGGACGUCACGCAUCCUUCCCACUCCCCCACACUUUCGCCACUCGAUCAUGACAUCGACCAUGAUCGGCUCCAGCCGAUCACCUACAGCUCCAACCGAUCACUCACCUCCGAUGGUCCACGGAGCGCGAUCUGCCUCCGCUCCGUCGUGGCGUUGUGGGUCCAGGGACAGGCACCGAGGCACCGAUCGUGCACCAGCAUCCUCGGUCGAUCAGGCACGUCAGCGGGGGUGGAGAGAUGCGAGGAUGCGCGUGCACACGUCUACGGGUAGCAGAGACGCAAAGACAGGUGAAUGGAGGUGGAUGGCGCGUCAUGCACUGUGGAGUGAAGGGGCAUCCGACAUUGCUCGACACGCCCUACCUGCUUACGUUCACCAACGCGACCGACGAAAGAUCAACUACUCACACGACAACACUCCAACCACAAUGCAGACGAACGCCAACGCCAACGUGAAGCGCCUGCUCGCGCUCGUCCUUGUCGCAUGCAUUAGCACGCGGGUCGAUGCCGCGGCGAUCCAGCCUCACUACGGUAUCCCCCUCUUGCGCCCCUCCUUGUUCCCAUUCCCAUUCUCGUCCACCCCAUCCGACACGACCGCCACCGUCACCGUGACGGAAACGCUCCCUGCUGUGACAGUCACCGUCACCGCGAGUCCCCUCGCGAAGCGCGACACGGCACUCGAGGACGUGGAGACCUUCUUCGGGAACGGUGCGCCGUACGCGGCGCCGAGCGCGAUUGCAGUGCUGAACGCGUAUUGCGCGGGAGCUGGAUACAGCGGGAGUGGGUCGGGGUCAUCUGGAGGAAGCACGAACUCCGGCGCGUCUUCUAGUGGCUCUGACUUUGACUCUGGUGCGGACACGGAGACGAGCGUUGGUACGAGUUCAGGCUCGGCCACGAACACUGGCGGUGGGGAAGGCUCUAACGUAGGAUCGAACCCAUCGGGAGAGGGAACGGGCUCCACGUCCUCUGGCACGCCCUCUGGCCCAAGCGCAGACAAUGGAUCUGGCGCAUCGACCAGUGGCAGCGCGUCUGGGAGCAGCGGAUCGCUGGGCUCGGGCAGCGGAGGAGAGACAAGUGGGACUGGGUCUAACACAGGCUCUGGGACAUCUGGUGCAGGGAGCGGGACAUCUGGUACAGGCAGCGGGGCAUCUGGCGCAGGUUCCGGGACGUCCGGCACAGGCAGCGGAACGUCUGGUACGGGCAGCGGGUCGACGACGGGGAGUGGGAGCGGGAAUGGUGGUGGAUCGAGCGCAGGCGGGACAGGCGGAUCAGGCGCUGGCUCGGGUUCAGGCUCAGGCUCAUCAGGCGCCAGCGCGGGCGCUCCCUCCUCGUCCUCUUCGACUGACGGCUCUGCGCCCCUGCUGAGGGUCGGUGUGGGCCAGGUGGCGGGUUCUGGUACGGACUCUGGCUCUGGCUCUGAUGGGGACGCGCUCGUCUCUGUUGGCCUAGAUGGCUUGGGCGCGACAGCCACUGCGGGCAACCUCGCGUCGAUCGGGAUCGCUGCACCUACUGCUGGUCCGAACACUGGCUCGGGCAGCUCUGGCAGCGCUGCGAAUGCGCCAUUGAUUGUGGUCGAUGCAGACCCCAACUCCUCCACUGACUCUGGCGGCUCCUCUGGCUCUGGCUCGGGUGGAGACGCGAAUGCUGCGCUCAUCUCUGUCGGUGCAGACGGGUCUGGUGCAACUGCCACUGCGGGCAACCUCGCCUCUGUUGGCAUCGCUGCUCCCACCGCACCUGCUGUCUCCUCCGGCUCUGGCUCCUCUAACAACGCGAAUGCCCCGCUGGCAGUAGUCAACGCAGGCUCUUCCUCCUCGCCCUCGUCCGGCUCUGGCUCAGGUCCAGAUGCGCUCAUCUCCGUCGGCGCAGACGACUCAGGCGUGACCGCCACUGCAGGCAACCUCGCCUCCAUCGGCCUCGCUGCUCCCACCGCACCUGCUGCCUCCCCCACCUCUGGCUCCAGCUCCGGCUCCGGCACCUCUAACAACGCGAACGCCCCACUGGCAGUCGUCAACGCAGGUUCUUCCUCCCCGCCCUCAUCCGGCUCUGGCUCAGGUCCAGAUGCGCUCAUCUCGGUUGGUGCAGACAAUUCAGGCGUGACCGCUACUGCAGGAAACCUCGCCUCGGUAGGCAUCCCUGCCCCCACCGCACCUGCUGCCUCCCCCACCUCUGGCUCCAGCUCCGGCUCCGGCACCUCUAACAACGCGAACGCCCCACUGGCAGUCGUCAACGCAGGUUCUUCCUCCUCCUCGCCCUCAUCCGGCUCUGGCUCAGGUCCAGACGCGCUCAUCUCGGUUGGCGCAGACAAUUCAGGCGUGACCGCUACUGCAGGAAACCUCGCCUCUAUCGGCAUCCCUGCCCCCACCGCACCUGCUGCCUCUCCCACCUCUGGCUCAGGCUCCUCUAACGACGCGAACGCCCCGCUGGCAGUAGUCAACGCAGGCUCUUCCUCCCCGCCCUCGUCCGGCUCUGGAUCAGGUCCAGACGCGCUCAUCUCCAUUGGUGCAGACAACUCAGGCGUAACCGCCACUGCCGGCAACCUCGCCUCGGUCGGCAUUCCCGCGCCCACACCUGGCCCCGCCGACACUCCCUCCUCCUCCUCAGACUCGUCCGCUCCGCUCAUCGUCGCGAACGUCGCUCCCGCGUCGGACUCGGGCUCCAACUCGGGCUCCAACUCGGGCUCGGGCUCUGGCUCGGACCCGUUCAUCUCGGUUGGUGCGGACUCGGGAGGCGCGACUGCUACCGUUGGCUCUCUCGCCUCUGUUGGACUGUGAGCGCCAGCAUUGUGCAUACGUUCCCUCUACGUGAAUAUCCCGCCUUGAUUUGGACUUGUAUUUGUACGUCUCAAACUUCUCUUGUAUUUGUAUCGUAUUGGACUGCCUCUCUUCUGUACUUGUACGCUCCCGUUCAUUCUCUCUCCUGUGUUUUGAAACCCUCGCAUACACGCACCGGUUGCCUGCCUUGUAUUUGUAUGCUUUCUGCUUAGCGUUCCCUUCUCGUGUAUUCGUAUUCGCUUUCGGCUUUU
Messenger RNA from Laetiporus sulphureus 93-53, 3155 nucleotides. RefSeq lists its product as uncharacterized. The transcript has 3 exons. The record is from RefSeq and is a predicted model, not a curated record. Lineage: Eukaryota; Fungi; Basidiomycota; Agaricomycetes; Polyporales; Laetiporaceae. Bases 1 to 2904 code for a protein of 967 amino acids.